Molecule: messenger RNA, 1275 nt
Organism: Arabidopsis lyrata subsp. lyrata
Lineage: Eukaryota; Viridiplantae; Streptophyta; Magnoliopsida; Brassicales; Brassicaceae
Product: probable gamma-glutamyl hydrolase 3
Exons: 10
Coding region: 81-1133 (350 amino acids)
Biological process (GO): tetrahydrofolylpolyglutamate metabolic process
Cellular component (GO): vacuole
Molecular function (GO): gamma-glutamyl-peptidase activity
Source: RefSeq, a predicted model, not a curated record
UCGGGGAUGAAGAAUGAUUGAUAUGAAAUCAAACAAUGGGAUAAAUCCACCAUUGGAGACGUGCAUCUUCAUCCUCUGAGAUGUGGAGAUUCUACUUCUGCUUACCGUUCCUACUCUUUGAUAUUAGCGCGGCGACUUCUGCCGAAUCGAUUUUCCUCCCAAGUCAAAUCCGAGUUGACUCUUCCCGCGUCUUUGAUACACGGAGUAGUCAUGUAUGCUCCUCCCCGGAUCCGAACCUCAACUACAAGCCGGUCAUUGGGAUUCUGACCCACCCUGGCGAAGGUCGAUGGGACGCUGGUCGUCACUCUCUGAGCUACGCCUACUCGACGAACAUAUCGUACAUCGCAGCUUCGUAUGUGAAGUUAGCUGAGACUGGUGGAGCUCGUGUGAUUCCUCUUAUCUACAACGAGCCUGAAGAACUCUUGUUUCAAAAGCUAGAACUGGUGAAUGGUGUGAUAUUCACUGGUGGUUGGGCUAAAACAGGAUUAUAUUACGAUAUAGUGGAGAAAAUCUUCAAUAAAGUUUUGGAGAAGAACGAUGCUGGAGAACAUUUUCCGGUGUAUGCCAUGUGUCUUGGAUUCGAGAUUUUGUCAAUGAUCAUAAGUCAGAACAGAGACAUUCUUGAAAGGUUUGACUCAGUAAACUAUGCAUCAAGUCUCCAGUUUUUUGAAAAUGUUAAUAUCGAAGCUACCGUGUUCCAAAGAUUUCCUCCAGAGCUGUUGAAAAAGCUUAGUACAGACUGUUUGGUUAUGCAGAACCACUAUUUUGGUAUCUCACCAGACAACUUCCAAGGCAAUCCUUCUCUGUCUAGUUUCUUCAAUAUCCUCACAACCAGCGCUGAUAAAGACAGCAAGACUUUUGUUUCAACUAUUCGAUCAAAAGGAUACCCUGUGACCGCCUUCCAGUGGCAUCCAGAGAAAAAUGCAUUCGAAUGGGGAUCAUCCGAAAUCCCACACUCUGAGGACGCAAUUCAGGUGACUCAGUAUGCUGCAAAUUAUCUAGUCAGUGAAGCUAGAAAGUCAAUGAACAGACCAUCUUCUGAGAAAGUGCUGAGCAAUCUCAUCUACAAUUACAAGCCUACAUACUCCGGAUACAAAGGGAGCGGUGACGACGAGGUUUACAUUUUCAUGUAAUAAAGAUCCAUUUAUACUAAGAACAUGUAUAUUGUUUCUCCUUAUUCACCAUUGAUUGUAAUUUGUAACCAAGGUGGUGAACAAAACAACUGUUAAAUUUGGGCUAAUUCUGGGCUUCCAACUAAAAACCAAUUGGCAAUUA